GGCAUUAUUCAGUCACACAACAUCAACACUAGGAGUACAAAGCUGUUGGACCUGCAUUCAUCAUGUUUUCAUCUGGACUUGGACCAAAACCCUGAGACUGUGAGAUCAUAAAUCAAAAAUGAACCUUACCUCAGAUUUGUUGGACAUGAUGCUGAAGGCAUCAAACCUCUCUCGGUGGCAGUUCAUCCAACACUACUCCAUUCCACCACUGGUGGCUGUGCCCAGGCUCCCAGCUGCCCUGCUCCCUGUAGUUGGUCUGCUCUAUGUGCUCAUCUUCGGGCUUGCUGUGGUUGGAAAUGGGGCUGUGCUGGUUCUCCUGUGCCGUAAGAAAGCACUGCAGUCCCCAAGCACUUUCUUCAUCUGCUCGCUGGCACUCAGUGACCUUCUCAUUGGCAUUGUGUGUGUGCCUGCCUCCCUGUUGCAGCACUUCUUUAACAACUGGCUGGCAGGCGACUUCCUGUGUAAGCUGGUCCCCUUCCUCCAAGUGACCGCCAUAGCAACCAGCAUCCUGACCAUGACUUGUAUUGCUGUGGAGCGAUUCCAGGGGAUCUUGUAUCCUCUUCAUGUCCGCAACAGCUACAUCCUUCACAGCUCCAUCAUGAUGCUCGUGGCUGUUUGGUUGGUUGCACUGGCAGUUGCAGCACCGAUGUGGUUUGUCCAGAAAGUAGAGGUGAAAUAUGACUUCCUGUUUGAUGUUCACCACACCAGUUGUCUGGAGGUGUGGCCAAGCCAGCAGUGGAGGCGGAGGUACACUGUAUGCCUAUCAGUGAUGGUUUUUUUGGUCCCAAUGGUGACCAUGGCCAUCCUGUAUGGGAAGAUCAUGAGGGAAUUGUGGGGCAAACACCGCAUUCACGAGGCUGUGUUCCAAACACUGCCAGGGUCUGAGAUCAACAAGAUCACCAGGAGGAAGAGGAGGGCAGUGAAGAUGAUGGCCACGGUGGUGCUUUUGUUCGGUGCUUGCUGGGCUCCAUUUCACCUUGUAUCACUGCUGCUGGACUAUGAAAAGCUGAACCUGGACCUGGACUCAGAAUUUCUAUUGCUAAGCUUGGUGCAGAUCCUGGGCUUCAGCAACUCCGUGUGCAACCCAGUGGUCUACGCUGCCCUCAACACCAACUUCAAGAGGGAUUUGCUGGCCCUACUCACGCAGAGGCGGAUACUCUGCUUCCGGAGAAGGCAGACCCGAGUUGGCGUCUCUGUCACAGAACCGAGGACAACCGCGGAAAGGAUAGAGAGGAGAGUUGGGGUCCAGCCUUGGAGCAAAGUAGCCUGGGACACAGAAAAUGGUGCGGCACCAGUGACAAGUGGGGCAAGGUCCGAAUCCUUCAACCCCAUGAACCUGCUUGGUGCCAUUUGGCCAAGGAACAACUCAGGCACCGUCAUUCUGAAUGUCACUGACCCCCUGCACAUGGAUGCUACCUACAGAUCAGAUCAGAAGACAGCGGGAAUUCUGGGACAGCGGAGCAGUGACAGCGGGAACAGUGGAUAAAUCUCCAAAGGAGAAGUUUUUCUGUUUGUCCAAGAAAGACAGUAUUAUCACAACCAGUGAUAAAGCCAUCAUAUACUGUAUCUCUAAUGUGAGUGAGGCAAUUACUACCUAGAUUUCCUCCAAUGAGAUCUAAACAGUAGUGCAAAUUUCAGUGGAAAUCCAUACAACUGGUACUUGGGAUUUCGUGCCAUGCACAUGAUAAUCCAAUUUAUGGGUUUAGAGAUCCAAAUGUACUGUUCAUGCUCCGACAUUCAGGAAUUAGUGUGCAUGGAACACACUUUUAGUGUUUUCAUGAACACUGGUUACCCCAUCUUUAUUAUAGCAAAUCAUUUCAGGGCCAGCCCAGGCUUUGUUGGUGCCCAAGGUCUUGUUGAUAGCCCUAACCCCCCUCCCCCAAACCACCACCAAGAAAACACUGAAAACACUUAUUUUUUAAAUGAACUCAAAUUUACUAUUAUAUAACAUAAAUAAUGAUAAACAUUAAUAUAAAUAUGAAGUAAAUAACUGGUGAUAAUAAAUAACAAAUAUCAAAUCUGAGUAACAAACCUGUUUCAAAUUACCUUCUGAUUGUUUAAAAAAAUCAAACAAGAAUUAAACAAAAUACAAAUGAGCAUAAAAGUACAAUAAGCUGUAGACACAUGAUACAUUCCAGCACACUACGUGCAACACUGUGAGAUUAUUCACAUUUGGGUAGUCAGUUUUUGUGCAAAAAUUUUGAGAAUCUGUUCUGAGAAUUGUUUCAAAACUGCAUGCGCCUUGACUUCUUUGCAGCAAAGUCAUCAAUGAUUGCAUCAAAAGACAAAUUUUGAGAUGGUUGAUGCUGAUCACUGCAA
This is a messenger RNA of Pangasianodon hypophthalmus (striped catfish), 2319 nucleotides long. RefSeq names its product pyroglutamylated RF-amide peptide receptor. The transcript is spliced from 6 exons. Gene Ontology annotation, molecular function: neuropeptide Y receptor activity. The record is from RefSeq and is a predicted model, not a curated record. Bases 119 to 1486 code for a protein of 455 amino acids. Gene Ontology annotation, cellular component: membrane. NCBI's taxonomy places the organism in Eukaryota, Metazoa, Chordata, Actinopteri, Siluriformes, Pangasiidae. Gene Ontology annotation, biological process: G protein-coupled receptor signaling pathway.